GAAGUGCAUCCAUACAUGGGGUGGAAGGGGAACGGCAUUCCUCCGGUGACACGGGAAUAUUUUUGUUACCAGCAGCAAGUGCUUCCCAAGCGGCACCAGGCUGCUCUCUGCCACCGCUUUGCGCUCUUUCAUCUCUUCAGGAAAUCCAGCUCCACACCAGUGACGUCGGAGCAGGCCCAGGCCACAGAGGCGAUGGCGGAACCAGCCUACACCGUACCGGCGUUUCGGCAGAGGGCCGGCGAGGGCUCUGAGGAGUACCAGAGAGUGGCUACGAAUUUUGGGAAGGGGCUGUCCGUCAUCCAGGAGGAGCUCCACAGGAUGAGGAUGGCCACCAAGGCCCAAGUGGACAGCAUCGCCAUCCAGAAGGAAGUGAAGGACAGGAUGAUGAAGAAGGCAGAGGAGCUAGAGGACUUCCCGAAGGCGCCAGACUUCCUGGUGGCCCUGCGGUCCCACACCGUGUGGGAGAAAACGCCCGUCAAGCUCUUCUGCACCGUGGAGGGAAACCCCAGGCCCAUCGUCAAAUGGUAUAAAGGGGGAGUGCCGGUCGAUCCGCUGAGCGCCCCAGGAAAGUACAAGAUUGAGAGCAAGUAUGGAGUCCACAGUUUGAUCAUCAGCAGGUGUGUUGUGAGUGAUACCGCCGAGUACAGCGCCGUGGCGACCAACCAGCACGGCACGGCCACCAGCAAGGCCACAGUCAUCGUAAAGCGACCAGCCGGAUCCGGGGAGGCCUGCCAGCUCGGCCUAGUGCCUCACCUGACGGAGAUCCAUCCCAGCAAGCUGGAGGUCACCCUCCUCGACCGUUUCCCGGUGAGCUUCGGCGUGGAGGGCGGCUCCGUCAAACUGGUCUGCACCAUGGUGGUGGUCCCCGACCUCCCCAACAUCCCCCCCCUGGCCCAGUGGUACAGAGAUGAUAAACUACUGAAGCCAAGCCCGCUGGCGGAGAUGAGCGUGGGAGGGGGCGCGGCCAGUCUGACGCUGCCCGACCUGGCCAAAGACGACGAGGGCCUCUACACGCUCCGCAUCUUCACCAAGGACGGCACCGCCGAGCACAGCGCCUACCUGUUCGUCUCCGAUGCUGCUCCGUCUGCCGCCGGCGCUCCCGGAGCUCCAAUGAGCGUCAAGGCCUAUGACAUCAACUCUGACUACGUCUUGGUUGCUUGGAAACCCCCCAACACCGUCGACGAGGCGCCAAUCACCGGAUACUUUGUGGACCGGUGUGACGUCGGUUCCGACACUUGGGUCCAGUGCAACGACGCCCCGGUGAAGGUGUGUAAAUACCCGGUGCACGGCCUCAGCGUGGGCCGCUCCUACCACUUCCGGGUCCGAGCCGUGAACAAAGUCGGCAUCAGCCGGCCGUCCCGCAAGUCUGAGAAAGUCACCGCCCUGGACGCCGCCGAGAGCGAGAGGCUGCAAGUGAUCAAAAUCGAAGGGAAGUAUGACAUAGUGAUCAAGGAUGAUGACCUGGAAGGCUACGUAACCAUUCCGGGCGAGCCCACCGACGUGCACGCGUCCGAGAUUUUCAAAUCAUACGUGGUGCUGAGCUGGAGGCCCCCCAGCCCGCGCGGACGAGCCCCGCUGUGGUACGUCAUCGAGAAGUGCUUAGCGGGCACUGGGGCGUGGCAGCGGAUCAACACUGCAGUCCAGCUGCGCUCCCCCCGUUACCCGGUCUUUGAUUUGCAGGACGGGCAGAAGUACCAGUUCCGCGUGUUUUCAGUGAACAUGUACGGCUCCAGCGAGGCCUCGGCGCCCUCGGAGCCCGUCCAGAAGGUCCCGGAAGAUGGAACAGAGCAGCCGAUCGGCGUCCCCUCUGCCCCCGGACAGGUGGUCGCCACCAGGAACACAAAGUCCUCUGUGUUCGUGCAGUGGGACCCCCCCAAACACCUGAAAAACCUCAUGGGGUAUUACAUCGAUGGCCGCGCCGCCGGAUCCAAGAGCUGGUUCGCGUGUAACCACAAACCCUUCAAGCAAAACAGGUUUGUGGUCCACGGUCUGAUCCCGGGGGAGACCUACGUUUUCCGCGUUCAGGCGGUCAACGUGUUUGGCCUGAGCGACGAGUCGCAGGAGUCCUCCCCCAUCUCUGUGGAGCCCGCCCUUGGCAGGGGGGUGGAAUACGCCACGCCCAGCGCUCCGUACGGAAUCACCAUGCUGAGCUGCGACGGCGCCUCCAUGACGCUGGCCUGGAAAAGCCCCAAACACUGCGGCGGCUCCAAGGUUAACGCCUACUACAUCGACAAGCGCGACGCCGACACGCUGGUGUGGAAGGAGGUCAACCUGUCCGCCGUCACCGACAGGACCUGCACUGUGGAGAAUCUGACAGAAGGAACCUUCUAUGAGUUCAGGAUCCAGGCUGCCAACCUGGCAGGCGUCGGUCUUCCCUCAGCGCCCAGUGACCCCAUGAAGUGUGAAGCCUGGACUAUGGCAGAGCCAGGGCCGGCCUACGACCUGAGCUUCAGCGAGGUGCGUGGAGACUCCCUGGUCCUCCUGUGGAAGGCUCCCGUUUACCCCGGAGCUUCUGCCGUCACCGGAUACUUCGUUGACAUGGCCAAGGCCCGCUCCUCCGACUUUGUCACCCUAAACCCAGACGCCGUGAGCCAUUGCUACCUGCAGGUGGCCGGGCUGCAGGAAGGUGAAAGCUACGUGUUCAGAGUCCGGGCGGUCAACGCCAACGGCGUGGGAAGAGCUUCCCAGCUGUCGGAGCCGGUCUGCGCCAAAGCUCUUCCAGGAUCUAAAGAGAUCGUGGCUGGAGUGGACGAGGAGACCGGAGACGUCUUCCUGUCAUUCGAGGCCUGUGAGAUCUGUGAGACCUCCAAGUUUGUGUGGUCCAAGGACUACAAACCCGUCUCCGACGGCCCGCGGGUCGCCGUCUCUGCAAAGGGCAGAACCUCCAGACUGACCUUCACCAACCCCGACUCGGAGGAUCUGGGCAGAUACUCGGUGGUGGUGACCGACACAGACGGGGUUUCCGCCAGCCACACUCUGACGCAGGACGCUCUGAACGCCAUGCUGGAGCUCAGCUACGCCAUCAGACACCCAGUCGUUCCUCUGAAGCACAGCCUGAACUACGAGAUCCUGGAGAAAGGCCACGUGCGCUUCUGGCUGCAGGCCGUCAAGCUGUCCCCGUCCGUGUCCUACCGGUUCAUCGUCAACGACAAGGAGGUCACCAGCGGGGAGGGUCAGAAGAUCAGUCACGACGUGGCGUCGGGGGUCAUCCAGAUGACCGUGGAUCAUUUCACCCGAGCCAACGAAGGCACCUACACGGUCCAGAUCCAUGACGGGAACGCCAAAACCCAGAGCUCCCUGGUUCUGGUGGGAGACGUGUUCAAAGCUGCUCUGAAGGAGGCGGAGUUCCAAAGGAAAGAGCACAUCAGGAAGCAAGGCCCACAUUUCUCUGAAUAUUUGUACUUCACCGUCACGGAGGACUGCACCGUCCUGCUCGCCUGCAAGGUUGCCAACGUGAAGAAGGAAACGGCUUUCCACUGGUACAAGGAAGACGACGAGAUCGUUCCAGAAACCCCUCCCAACGUCCUGUCCGGAGCCUGCGCUCUUCCUCUCCCCCAGUUCUCCAGGAAGGAUCAGGGAGUCUACAAGGCGGUUCUCAGUGACGACAGAGGAAAGGACACCUCGGUGUUUGACAUCUCAGGGAAAGUGUUUGAUGACAUCAUCAACGCCAUCGCUCAGAUCGCCGGCGCGUCGGCCUCCGAGCUGGUGAUGCAGUGCACUCCAGAGGGCAUCCGGCUGCAGUGCUACAUGACCUACUACACGGAGGAGAUGAGGAGCGUCUGGAAGCACAAGGAGAGUAAGAUCGCCUCCUCUGAGAAGAUGAGGAUCGGCGGCACCACAGAGAUGGCCUGGAUGCAGAUCUGCGAUCCCUCCGACAAGGAGAAAGGUCACUACUCCAUCGAGAUUUCCGACGGAGUCUCCACCUACACCCGGACGUUUGACCUCUCCGGACAAGCGUACACCGACGCCUACGAGGAAUACCUGAGACUGAAGGCCGCUGCCUUUGCUGAGAAAAACCGCGGCCGGGUGGUUGGAGGUCUUCCUGAUGUGGUCACCAUCAUGGAGCAGAAGUCCCUGAGCCUGACCUGCACCGUGUGGGGCGAGCCGACUCCGGAGGUCACCUGGUUCAAGAACGAGCAGGAAGUCACCUCCACCGAGCACACCAAGGUCACCUUUGACGGCGGCAAGUUUGCCAGUCUGGUCAUCACCAAGGUGACCCCGGAGGACUCGGGCAAGUACAGCAUCAACGUGCGGAACAAGUACGGCGGCGAGUUCGUGGAGAUCACCGUCAGCGUGUACCGCCACGGAGAGCCCCUCCCCGAGCCCAAACUGGGACAGCCCAAAGCGGCGGCGCCGCCCCCAGCCGCCGCCCCCAAGUCCCCGGCCCCUCCUCCCAAGACCCAGACCCCCACCCCACCCAAACCCCAGACCCUGGCACAGUCCUUCAAGACCCCCACCCCUGCCUCCACCCCAGCUUCAACCCCAGUCCCCAAGUCCCCAACCCCCACCCCAAAGUCCCCCACCCCACCUCGCAGCGUCAAGUCUCCGACCCCACCCAGGUUCAUGAAGUCUCCCACCCCACCCAGGAAGUGAGGGGGAGGGGUUGAAAGCGGCGUCUGAAACCGGGGGGGGGCGUUCCUUUAACCCCCCCAAAGUCUCAGCUGUCGCUCAGCUGAUCCGCUUUGAUCCAUGUUUGUGUCGUAGGAAGUUAGGAUGAUGUUUAAAGCUGAGCCUUCCACUGUGCCGCGCAGUGGAGUGACCUUUACUGCUGGGGGGUCACAGCAGAUCAGUCCUGGACUUUCACCUGAGCGUGCUCUCCCUUCACCUCCCGGAAACGUUUGGUUUGGAUCCGGUCUGCCGUCGAUACUUUCAAGAAAAGUGGCGCCGUAAAACCAGGUUUUAUUUUGAAACCUCCGGACUGUCAGGAGAAUCGAUCGCGUUCCGCCAUCCGGCUGUUCCUGAGAGCAGAAACGUUCACUUCCUGUCUGUCAGGGGUCCACCUGUCUGUAGUUUACUGUCACUGCUGUUUGAUGCCAAUAAAGUUUUCUUUGGAGACCUC
Oryzias latipes (Japanese medaka) is the source of this 5059-nucleotide messenger RNA. The record is from RefSeq and is a predicted model, not a curated record. Lineage: Eukaryota; Metazoa; Chordata; Actinopteri; Beloniformes; Adrianichthyidae.